AUGCACGACGACACCGUUCCCAGGUCAAGGGAGGGCUCUCAACCUCGAGACACAAAAUCCGUGGCAGACGUCGAAGUCGGGUCUCCGUCCAACGCGGCUAUGGGCCAAGUUGCCAAAGGUUGCAAAAUUGGUCCCAUCAAAUUACCAGCAUACCGAUCACCUCUUGCCCAAACCAUCAUUAUCGCCUUUGUCUGCUUCCUUGUUGUUGGCAUGUUCAACGUCCUCGCAUCUCUUGGUGGCGCUGGUCAGCUAGAUCCAACACUUUCUGACCAAGCCAAUAUCGUUCUCUACGCGGUCUUCGCUGGACUUGCUCUUCUCUCUGGCUCUAUUUGUAAUUAUCUGGGACCCAAAAUCACUCUCGCCAUUGGAGCCGUAGGCUAUGCCUUGUACGCCGCAUCCUUUUGGUGCUACAACCACACUCAAAACAGUGGCUUCGUCCUCUUUGCCGGCGCUGCAUGCGGGUUUUCUGCAGCAUUUCUUUGGACUGCCGAAGGAACAAUGUUGAUGUCGUACCCCACUGAAGACCAGAAGGGUCGUUAUAUCAGUCUCUUCUGGACAAUCUGGAGUAUGGGUGCCGUCAUUGGUAGCAUUGUACCAACCGCCCAGAAUUGGUCCAAUACCGAGGCCGGUAGUGUCAAUGACGGCACGUAUAUUGCGCUCUUUAUCUUGAUGCUCGGCGGCAGCGUUCUUGCCAUGUGUCUGGUACACCCCAGCAAAGUUGUCCGUGAUGACGGAACAAAGGUCUACGUGGUCCAGCACGCAUCAUUGCUCCAGGAGUUGAAAAAUGUUGUCAAGUCUGUCCAGGUCGAGCCGUGGAUCAUCCUAUUUUUCCCAUACUCGUUCGCUGGACUCUGGUAUAUCGUAUAUCAGAGUAAUGAUUACAACGCAUACUUCUUUAAUGUUCGGACAAGAUCUUUCAACUCCAUAUGGUACAAUUUCGCCCAAAUGGCGGCGGCGGGACUCCUAGGUCUUUUCCUUGACAUUAAAUAUUUCAAGAGGCGAACUAGAGCUCUCCUGGGCUGGGUCAUCAUGUUUGUUUUGUUCAAUGCUAUCUUGAUUGGUGGAAUUUUCCCCCUUCGCGAAUCCAGUCGAGAUCAUCCCGUGGGGAAAGUUCUCGAUGUCACAGACAGUGACGCAGGUGGCUACAUAGCCUUGUAUUUUUUCUAUGGCAUGUUAGAUGGUGCAUGGCAAUGCUACGCGUACUGGAUCAUGGGAACCCUUUCAAAUGAUCCCUUGGUACUUAGCAUGUACGGAGCCUUUUAUAAAGUAUUUGGUGCGAUGGGCCAAGCCAUCGUAUCCAGCCUCGACGAAAGCAAGAAACCAUAUACCACUAUGUUUGGGUCUUACUGGGGUCUCACGGCGGGAUCACUCUUGGUCCUGCUCCCUUUGGUCCUCAAGCGUGUUACAAACACGAGCAAAAGUACCAUCGUGGAUACCACGAGCUCGGCGACCAUGAUCGGAGCUGGUGGCGCGCAAGGUGGAAUGGGAGUCGCUAUUGAUAGGGAGAUUGAGGGAGAGGAAAAGGGGUAUGAGGUGGGCAAAUAA
Messenger RNA from Rhinocladiella mackenziei CBS 650.93, 1545 nucleotides. RefSeq lists its product as uncharacterized. The coding region runs from base 1 to 1545 and encodes 514 amino acids. The record is from RefSeq and is a predicted model, not a curated record. NCBI's taxonomy places the organism in Eukaryota, Fungi, Ascomycota, Eurotiomycetes, Chaetothyriales, Herpotrichiellaceae. The transcript has 5 exons.